AUGUCCAUGUUCGUAGUUCUUCUCAUAGGGUAUCUUGUAUCAAACUGCUACAGCCACCAAAGAGAUUACUGCUGGAAAGAGUACUUAGGGUCGGUACCACCAGACGCCGUAAUAGCUGGUGAAACCCUAGAUGGGCAAAACGUCUACGUUGGUCAGGCUUUCAUCAAGAACGUAGGAUUAAUUCCAGGACGCGUUAUCCCAGGGGACACAAAAUUGCAUGUUCCUCAUGAUGGACAGAGCAAAGAAGGAAAAUACAUAAAGAUUCUUUGCGGGCCCCAAGACAAUUUCUACUGGUUGAAAGCCAAUUCUACCGAUCUUCAUCACCUUAUUACUGAUCAACAUCCAGUUGUUGGAGGCCAUGACGAGUCCAAUGGGUACUUAAACGUUGGUAGAAUCAGCGUGGGAGGAGACACGAAAGUUGGAAAAGUAGAUUCGUUUCGUGUUGAACAUGCAAACUUUUACUACAGUGAUGGCCAAGCUGAAAAAUUAACCAAGUCUUACGAAAUACUGAUGUACAAACACGAAAAUCGACUCUGA
Molecule: messenger RNA, 537 nt
Organism: Zophobas morio
Lineage: Eukaryota; Metazoa; Arthropoda; Insecta; Coleoptera; Tenebrionidae
Exons: 3
Coding region: 1-537 (178 amino acids)
Source: RefSeq, a predicted model, not a curated record